Messenger RNA from Nilaparvata lugens (brown planthopper), 5376 nucleotides. Its product is annotated as RNA-binding protein squid. Gene Ontology annotation, molecular function: RNA binding. Bases 158 to 961 code for a protein of 267 amino acids. Gene Ontology annotation, biological process: regulation of gene expression. The record is from RefSeq and is a predicted model, not a curated record. Gene Ontology annotation, cellular component: nucleoplasm. The transcript has a single exon. NCBI's taxonomy places the organism in Eukaryota, Metazoa, Arthropoda, Insecta, Hemiptera, Delphacidae.
UCACCUCAAUUCUCAAAAACUUCAGCAAGGCAUCCCGCCAUUUUAGAUGCUUGGCUUUCUUCCUCGUUGUGUAGCCGGUGUUCUUUGUGUUUUUAGUUUGUAAGUUUUAUUAUUUUCUCUAAUUCAGUUGCAAAUAACUUUACUGUAAGUAGAAGAUAUGGCUAGUCAAACAAACGGUGUCAGUACUACUCCUGGAAGUGAUGAUGAUCGGAAGUUAUUUGUUGGUGGCCUAGGACGAAGCAUAGGCGAAGCUGAAAUUCGUGAAUAUUUUGGAAAGUUUGGAGAAGUAGAGAGUGUUAACAUAAAACUGGAUCAAUAUACUGGACAAUCUCGUGGGUUUGCAUUUGUUACAUUUAAAGACUCUCAAGUGAUUAAUGAACUUUUGUCCAGAAGUACACAUUUCAUUGGUAAUAGAAAAAUCGAUCCAAAGAAGGUAGCUCAACGUCAAAUGCCUCUCAAUUGCAAGAUCUUUGUAGGAGGACUGACUCCCGAGCUCACAGACUCUGCAAUCAAAGAAUAUUUCUCUAAGUUUGGAAACAUCGUAGAAUUUCAAGCUCCUCUCGACAAGAAAACAAAGCAAAGAAAAGGAUUUUGUUUCAUCACUUUUGCCAGCAGGGACAUUGUUUUCAAGGCUUUGAAAGUUCCACGACAAACAAUAAACGGCAAGGAUGUCGAUGUGAAGAAAGUGAAAUUCAACCCUGAGACCAUGAGCUCGCCACUUCGAGGUGGAAGAAUGGACUUUCCGUGGGAUGCCUACUCCGCACAAGGAUACAACCAAGCUGGCUAUGGAAGCGUCUACCCUGCCGAUCCCUACGGGUACGAUGGAUUCUAUGGAGGUUAUGGCGAUUACAACUACGGCGGAUACGGCUACGAUAACGUUGCAGGGUAUGGUUACCAGGGCGGUUACGGAGGAGGUGGUAAGUUCAGAGAAACACAAUACAACCGUCAACAACCCUACUAAUUUGAAGUAUGUGGACGUCCAUUUAUUUUUGGGCCACAAUCUCAAAGCAAGGUACCUAACUUGAUUAGGCUACAGACUAUAAUCGUUCCAUCCUGUCAGUAAUAAAAGUAUAACUCAUGUAUGGUAAAUCCUGCUCACGAAGCAACCAUCAAUAAUAUUAGAAAGGCAAUAAAUAAAGUAUUUUUUUCAAGAAGUGCACUCCUCUUUUAGCGUUGGCUGUUCGUCUUGGAAAUAUCUUGCAACAAUAAUUUUUGAUCAUUUUUGUUUUCUAUUGUUAUGCAUCAAUAGGCAUACUGUAGGUACUGGUUUUACCUACUAGCAAUUUUAAAUCUUAAUCACGUUAAUGUGUUAGAGAUACUUUCAGUAUACCAACAGCCAUUACGUGUAUAUUCAGUGUUACAUUAUUUUAAAUUGUCCUUUAUAUAAAAUGAUAAAUGUAUACAGAUCACUCUUAUCAAGGUAUCCAUUUUAUUUUUGAGAUGUCAUUCAAUCAUUGAAUAAAUUUUCUUUGUCAAAUUUCACAACAAAAUGCAAGAAGAAAUUGGGUAGCUGACGUGUUGGAUGUUUGUAAUCUUGUCUUAUAUCAAGAUCCAAUUGAAUAUAUGAUUCCCAUCAAUUAGAUAUGUAGAACGCAUAUCUACCACAAAUCUAUUUUGUGUAGAAUAAUUACCGAGGAUUAUACAUUUUUAGAUGUGCUGUUAAUUUCUCAAACUAAGUUUGAGUAAGCCUAUAGUAAUACUGUAAUAAUUAUGUAUCAGGUGAAGAAUGUAUUUGCACUGCCUUGCUCUAGAUUAAAAACUGAAUCAAGGUUUAGUAUGUAGGUAGGUAGUGUAAUUUAAACAAUUCUCAGGGAUCUUGAUUUCUCUAGAAUUUGUAAUAUUACAGUAUUAUUCAUGUAAUCAGAUUUUUAUAUUAAAUUAAUAUAUUUGGAAAAUCCACCAGAAAAUUCUCAAGGUAAUAAAUUUUGCUCUACAAUCCCGGCAAGAAAUUGAAGUUACGACUUUUUUAAUGAUGUAUUCCACGCUAGUUAUUCCGUAGCUAUCUAAUUUUAAAGUCUUGUUAUAAUUGGGGCUUUGAUAUAAUUUUCCUCUUAUGAGUAGAAUAUUUUGUACGAUGAUGUGAAUGGCUCAAAAUAAAGUUCAAAUUAUUCUUAAUCUUUAACUCCUCAUAGACCAACAAUAUUUCAAAAUUUAGUCUUCUAUAUCAUUUAAACUUACUUAAGCGCAUUUUUUCAACUGGAUUGUAACGUGAAUUUGGAAAAGUAUAGGCCUAUUGAGAAAAUGUGAAAAUGAACUGGAUAAUUCUAAAAAUCAUGUACAUAUUCCUGAAAAUUAAUUCUCACCUGUUAUUUUUCUAGAAAGACAACAGUAACUAACAAGGUGGGGGAGGCUCUUCAAAAAUGGCGAUAAAAAAGGUGUGUGUAAUAGAGAAUGAAAUAAAAUAAAGGUGUCAAAAUAUACUAUGUCUAUGUCAUACUAUGACAUAUAUUGACACCCCCAAACUUCCUUCUACAUUAUAAACCAUUAGGAAAUAAAAUGAUAGUUUCUAGCUUUCAUAGUUAUAAUCAUAGGCUUUCAUCUUUUUUUAUGAUGCCUUAUUCUAUCAUUUAUUUCUCAUUGCACUAGGAAUUACUGUCAUUUUAUGAUCUCCCACUCUCAUACUAUUCUUAUUUGACUCACUAUUUCUACAGUACUAUUCUUUGAAUUUCAAAUUUAUAUUUCAAAAAUUACAAAGUUAUCCAGGGUGACUGAUUAGUGAUUGCAAUUUGACACAAUUUCUCCUAGCUUGUUGUUUCGUGUUUGAAUUAGAUUGAUUGCUCAAAUUUUAUGCCUCCAAGGCCCGCAAAUAAUUCCUCUGUUCAUUAUUAAUUCAUAUCUUGCAGAGUCAAUCAUGUUUAGAGUAUAUGACACAGUUUAAAGUUAUUUUUGUCAUGAUUUCGAUUCAAAAUUAUAUCGAUUCUCUCAUUCUUGGUAUCUCUCAUCAUCACGAACCAGAAAGAUGAAUGUUAUCAGACGUGUUUUGAUUAAAGGUAUAUAUAAUGCCCUUUGAUUCGAAUUCUUAGUUUGUUGAUUGUGUUUGAGUCAGAAUUUGGAAAAUUUUAUCUCAUAGAAAAUGUUAAGCAGCUAUGCUAUUUUUGUGAUUCAAUCAUUUUUCACUUAUAUCUGGUUUUGGAAUAUGUGUUUUUUUAAACUGUUAAUGAUGGUAUGAAUUUAUAACUGUUGGUGAUAUUAGUUUUAACCAGAAUAUAUUCGAUAAAUUUUCCUAAAAACUAUCAUGCAUCAAUCACACCUUGCAAAAAUAUCCCCAAAAAUACUCUUCAUAAUGGACGUUAAUUAUAAUCCCACAUUUACAUGUACAAUAUUUUGUAUAAAGUAGUUAAUUUAUCACGUUUUUGAAAAUUUUUAGGUAUUAUAAAAGGAUUAUUGAGUGAAACACUAAUAUUUAUUAUUUUUAACCACAUGUAGAAAUAGAAACAUUUAGGAUAGUAUAAGUAGGACAGUAGUUGUAUUGUAGUGCCAUAAGGUGGUUCGUUCCAUCUUAUUUUUCAUUAUUGUAAUGUAUAUAUUUAUCAUGUGAGAAAAUAGAGACACAUUUGCGAUAAAGAACUGAUAGGUUAUUAUUCUUCUAGCCUGAGAGAAGAAUCUUAGAAAGCUGUUGAAUUAGAUGAGUCAUAGUCGAUGUGUCUCAAUAGUUCUAGAGUGGAUUAAGAUUAAUCGCUGUGAAGGAUAUCAGGUGAAAAGUAGAUUACAGAACAUUCAGUUUGUUAAUAUUUUUCAAUCAGAUUGAAAAAACUAGAAAAUUGUGAUGAUUUAUCUUGUAUAAUCUGGCUAGAAAAAAGUAAAGUUCUCAUUUUGAAAUUGAAUAACUAAUUAGAAACGGGCUGCUAAUUAUAUCCUGAUUUUCUCAAUUUAUUGUCCUUGCACAAGAGCUUUAUUACACUUUAUCAAAGCAUGUUUUAUGCCUUGAAAUUGUUAGUUUUUGAAACUUGUAUUUUGGGAUAUCACUUUGAAAAUGAGAAUUUCACUUCUAUGUUAGAUUGAAGGAGUUGAAAUAGUAGAGGAAUUUUCACAUUUUUCUUGUCAUUGAAGAUUAACAAAAAUGUUAUUACUCAAGAAAGAUAAUCGAUACAAUGCUUUUUUCGCAAAAAAUAUAUUAUAUAUUUUGAAGUUGCCCUAUGGGCACAGGGUUUGAUAUACAAGAAGUAAAAUUCACUUUUUGAUAAAAAUCUUUGAAUUGUGAUCACAAUUCCAGAAGAGGUACAAAAAAGUAUCUCUCACAUCUUAUAAGCAAUUAUUCACUCUACAAUAAAUUCAUUGAUACUGAAAAAACGCCGAGUUAAUGAAUAUCUUGUUGUUCUUCCAAAAAAUGUAAGAAAUAAUAUUUUUUCUAUUUUCCAUAACAUUUUAUGGGACCAAAUCUGUUAUGAAUAAUUUUGUGAGAGUGAUUUAAACUAAAUUCAAUUUCAGUAAGCAUUGUUUGAAACAUAAUUUUUUAUUACUCAUUUUUCAAUCAAAAUUGAAUAAGGUUUUAUUGGUAACAGCUUAUCAAAGUUGAUUAAUCACCCUGAAGGUCAUGAAGUUCAUCGAUAAAUUUGUCUAUCGACAUUUACAGCAAAUUUGUCAUGCACAUUUUUAGUUAUUCUUGAUUUUUCGAUAAACAUCGUAUUGUUUUCAGUAAUAAUAGAUUUACAUUCACUUACAUUUUGCUUCAUUGGUGUUAGAUUUUCAGCAUUUUAAAAUUACUUGUUUAAUAUUAUUAUUAAUCUUAUUAUAAGUUACUAAAUGUGUGUACUAUCCAAUCCUUUAAUUAGCUUACAUUUACAGUGUAUAAAAACGCGGAAUAUAAUCUCCACAUCAAUAUUUAAAAAAAAUUGUUUUCCAUAUUACCGGUACACAAAUAAUAGAGAUAGAUUUCGAAAGGGGACAAUAAUAUUCACAGCUUGAAAUUGAACAUCAUUUAUAAGAAGUUUAUUUUAUUCAAGCUUAGUGCCGGUUGCACAAAAUCCUGUUGAAUUUUAAUACCGAUUAAUUACAAGAGAGAAUCAGAGAAGCCGUCUUUUCAAAAAGGUCUUCUCUUAUUGGUUCUCGUGAAUUAAUCACGAUUAAAAUUUAACCGGCUAUUGUGCAACCGGGCCUUAGAGUUUUACUUUGAAAGCUGUAAAUAUUUCAUCAAAAUUAUCAUUGUCCUUUACUAUUUUCAAUAGUUUUGACUAUUCAUAUUUUAAUGAUUUGAGACUGUUCCUUACUUUAUUGACAUUUCAUCUUCCAUUUUGUUUAGUUUAGAAAUGUGAGAGUUUAUAGAUACAGAUUAUGUAUUUCCCCGCAUAUAUGUGGGGAUUCUAGUUAUGUUCCUCAUAUAUAUCAAUAACUAUGUAAAAAUGUUUGCAAAAUAUAUUAUAACUCAUUGCUGUUAUA